Teleopsis dalmanni is the source of this 1702-nucleotide messenger RNA. RefSeq lists its product as uncharacterized. The transcript is spliced from 3 exons. Lineage: Eukaryota; Metazoa; Arthropoda; Insecta; Diptera; Diopsidae. Bases 14 to 1288 code for a protein of 424 amino acids. Gene Ontology annotation, biological process: embryonic development via the syncytial blastoderm; cell surface receptor signaling pathway via JAK-STAT. The record is from RefSeq and is a predicted model, not a curated record.
CACACGUUUUUGCAUGAGCAAUAAUACCAGCAGCAGCCAAUGCAGCAGCAACUGCAUUAACUUGAACGUGUGGUAUUGUCGUCGUAAGUGCAACGACGUCAGCAACAAUAACAGCAACAAGAUAAGCACCCAACGCCCCUUAACACUUUUGCUAAUGACAAUGACUAUAAUGUUGCUAACACAAAUGCCCCAGAGCAGCUCAGCCGCUGUAUUAAGAGAAGAAAAUUCUUCUUCACUGACCAGUUCGGUGGAAGAAUCAGCGUCGGCAUGGGCAGCAGAAGAGGACUUAUUGCCCCAACACUUUCCAGAUUUGCAGCUCGACAGUGGAGUUCGUAAACGUAUUCGUCUACGUAAGCGAGAAAAUAAUAAAUAUUUUCAAAAUGAUUUGGAUGUAAAUUCAACAACUUUGGAAUGGGAGAAUCCAUGCAAUGGCGUUUAUGACCCAACUGAGGAACCACUCAAAAGACAAGCACCAAUGUGUAUUUACUUAAAUCAGCUUCGAGAAAGCGUUCAGAAUAAUUUAUCCCUUAACGAAACAUUGAAGGAAAUUGACAUCAGCGAAGCCUAUAUGUGGAGGAUGCACAGCGCGAGGUACAAGUUUCUGCCGAAAUUAAAGCAAAACUCAGACAUCGUUUUAAAACGUUGGUACCGCAACAUGCAAAACUAUGUGGCCGCCUUUGCCUACCUGGGACGUACGCAAUACAAAUACGAUAAAGUGAAACAUAACCAAAUCAAGGAAACCACAAAGGAGCUGAACGUUCUAUUCCUUAGCGCACAGGAACUGUUAUGUGAAAUUGAGACCACAAUCAAUUCCUCCUAUCCACAAAAGAAAAGCGCCAUGUUGACUUCAGUUAGUCGAGCACAAAUGAAUAAGAGACUAAACUUCCUUACACGAAUCUACGAAAUGCAUGAGAAAAAUGAUCCCAAUGUUGUUGAUCUAUUGUUGACCAAACAUCACUACUUUGAGUAUCUAGAUCAAAUGGUUAAUAUUCUCAGCCGCAUUGGAAGUAAUGAAGAAUGUCAACUACAACAUAAUUCGAAGCGUGCAAAUAAAUUGAAAAUACAUUUACUUUUGGAUAGUGGUAGCGCCAGUUCGAGUGAAAGUGCAAGUGUAAGUACAAUGGCGAAAGAUAGCAUUGAGCAUAUCGGAAAGGAUGGUAAACAUAGAAAAAAUCAAUCCAACAGAAGUGGCAGCAGUGGUAAUAGUAAUAAGAGUGGCAGAAAUAGCAGUGCACAAGGUGGCAAUAGACGUAAGAAGCAUCGUCAUGUGCAAAAACAAAGUGCUUAAAUAUCCAAUCUGCAGUUAAAUAAGUUUUGCCUACUGCAAUUCUUGGAGUUAGGAAAUUACGAAAUAGUAUUACUAAAAUAAGUCAUUUAAUCAAUACAUGCCAUAUUUGAUUCCAUUUAAAAUAAGCAAAAAAGUACGACAGUUCCUAUGUUUAAAAUUAUCGUCUAUUGCAUAUGCACAGAUAUCGACGCCUACAGUUCGGUUCCAAGCGCGGUCAGAUCUGCGUUUUAGAGCCACUCGUUGAGUUCGACUAACACGUGGCAUUCAUCAGUCCCAAAAGGGACUAUACCAGCAGAUCUCUCAGGGUUAUCGCAAUAACAACAUCAACAACAACGCCUACUAUUCAUGAAGGAGUUGAAGGAGUGAUAAUAAACGUUAACCAUAGACUAAUUAACUUAAUUAAAAUUUAAUAUU